AGCUGCCGCACGCGAAGCAUCUUUCCCCUCGACCAUUUUUCCCUCCAUGGAGCACUGCGUUUAGUGAAAAACUACACUACGUUCAUAACGUCGCUUUUCUGUGCUCUCAUACUGUGCUUGUAUAUCUAUACACUUGAGUGGGUUAGAAAAUAGCCAUAUCAAAGUAUUUGGACAUUACAAGCACCAGCGGUGUUACUGCGACCUGAACUUCGGAUUAAUGACGGUGGUGUAGCGAGAGGUUGGGGAAGAAGCUGUACCCUGCCUACUCACUACACACUCAACACUAUGGCCUCGUUAUCCAAUGUUAUCGUGCUGUCAUUGCUGUUGGUAGUGGUGGGAACGAGGGCAGAAGUGAGAAAUGGGACAGAGGCAUCAUCUGAAAAAUCCAUUACUGAGGUGCAUGAUGUCACUGAGUACAACAAUGAGACGGUCUUGUCACCUGCUGAAGAGCUGUUACAAGCUGCAAGGGCUGCAGGUUAUGAUUUGACCCUGCAGCGCUUAGACAUAGCUGCUGCCUCUACAGAUGAGGAAGUGGAGGAAAUGAUGCCACAACCUGUGGCUGAGGCCUUCAUUGCUCAGCGCCGAAGAGACAAUGUUGACCUUAUCCGAGAACAGAUGAUUGGCAUGAUAUUCACGGGAAGGCCUCAGCCACUUGGUUCUGUACCUCGUCGGCCUUUGGCAUGGGCUCGGCCCGCCAGCUUCAGGUCGAGUCCAUCAGGGAUGGUUCAUAUGCAGUAUAAUCCUCAAGGUGAGGCCAGCAUCCAGAGCACUAGAAAGGUGCCAGCGCCAGACAAAAUUCUGAAACCAAUGCCCUUUGUGCCGGGCCCCACCAUGGUCAAGUUCCCCCCUCAUCACCCACCACACCAGCAGGCGCCCCCAGCACCUUCUCGGCAGUCACCAGGUUUUCCUGACUUCAGUAACACCAUUGGACCUGAUUUUGGACCAGUUACCAUUAAUGAAUACAGUGGCAAUUUCAACUCUCCAAACACAGCAGCCCGACCUCCAUCUGGUCACCGGCCAUCAUCAUCACAUCGUCCUUCUCUGCCUCGGCCUGCUCCCCACCCUUCCUCACCCAGACUUCCUCCUCGACAGAGACCGCCUCUUCCUCGCCCACCCAGACCAAUUCAUGGCAGACCUGGGGCCUUUAGUAAUGUUGGAUUUGGUAACUUCAGGGGUAAUGGAGGAAAUUGUGUCAGGUAUACAGAAGACAUCUGCCUAGACACUGAGGAGUAUCCACAUGAGGCGAUUCUGUCAUCGUUGGUGCGUGACCCAUCCCGAGCUGAUACCAUGAUUGCUGAGGUAAGGUCACAAAGUGCAGAUGACCUGGUAGAUGGAGUGUCAUCAGCUCAGGAGUCCAAGUAUGACUUUCAGCAUUAUUUUGGUAACAGGCGGGCAGAUACAGUCAACCAUGCUCACCGGGACUUUGCACAAGAUGGAGGUUUUUUGUGUCCGGCUGAAGUUAAAUAUGCCAGACCAAAACGGGCCAGGAACUCAAAGGGUGUGUGGAAGUACAUUGUCAAUAUGGACAAGUAUUCACAGACCAUCCGCAUGGAGAAGUGCAUGAAGCCAGGUGGUGCAUGUAGCUAUGUCUCACACCAUUACCGUGCCACCUGCAACCAGAUCUACAAUUACCACCGUCUUCUCUCCUGGGAUGAUGGGCGUGGCCUCCACAUGGACAUUUUUAAGGUGCCAAGUUGUUGUUCAUGCCACAUCCAAGGAUAUGCCUAUGUGUUUCCACCAUUAAACAAGCUUCAGACUGCAGCUGGGUCAGAGCAAGUCAUACAAGCAGUGCCAGCACCCCCACUGGAUGACAGCACAGAAGUCCCAAGUAGUGAGGCACCUGAACCAGUACAAAGUCAGGGGAACUUCCGCAACGUUGAAAGUGGGCCACCUGGCCGACAGCGUAGACCCAGCCAACGUUCUGAAGGGUCCAGAAGGCCAGCAGGUCCAUGGCCUGCCAGAGAUGAAUCCAGUCACAGCAUACGCAGCAGGAUGCAGGAGGUGGAGGAGCACUCCCAGCAGGUGACUGGUCAGCCUCCUAGCAGUAGGCUGAGGCCACAUAAUAAUGACUCUGCUAGGACAAAAGAUACCAAUGACAAAGUGAACUAUGGCUACCACCCCAUCAUUGACUUCUUCAGUCCAUACAGGCUCCAGAACCGUAGAAAAUAGAGAUCUCUAUCUUUCUUGACAAUGUGUUUACCAAGAAUUUGAGGACAGUAUUGGCAGGGGUUCAUGGCUUUGGUUCACACAUCUGUUUUUUUAGGGUAAAGUGGAUUUUUUAUUUUAAUAUGGCUGCUAGGUACUGAGAUUUACAAUGUAUUAUUUUUUAAUUUGUUUCUGAAUACAUUUUCACACCUUGUGAUCUUUUUAUUGAAGUAUGUGAAAAGUUCAUAGAAACUAAAAGAUCCUAGUUGAUGCAGAUACAUUAAUUUUACUUAUAUUUUUAAUAAUGUAGACUAGUGGCAUUUUUCAAAAGUAUACUGACCUUAAAAUGUUAGUAAAAAUGGGUAAUAUUAUUAAUAUUUUUUAAUUCAUGGAAAAGCACAAAACCUGUAAGGGUCGUACAUUGCUACGGAUAUAGGAGUGGGUGGGAGUUAAUUAGGUUUGAUCCAAGGAAAGGAAGAGUAACAUUAGUUCCUUGAAAAAAAGUGGGAAUUACAGUGGAACCUCAAAAAUCGAACGUAUCACAUAUCGAACGUUUCAAAAAUAGGACCAUUUUUUCGGACAAACUGUGUCCCUGUUAUCGAACGCGCCCCUAUUUUCGGACCGCCGGGUACAGGACCUGUCUGCCUGCCCGCUGUGUCCGCGUCCCCGUGCAGGCGCCGUGAGCAGUCUAGCUUUGUUCAUGCUUGAGUGAACACUAACCUGCGCUCUCAUUCACGCAUUUUACGAUUAUUCUGUUGUGUUUAGUGCUUGUGGGACUGUGAAAUAAGCUGCCAUGGGCCCAAAGAAACUUGCUAGUGGUACCCCUGUGGUAAAGAAAGUGAGAAACACCAUAGAUGUGAAGAAGGAAAUAAUACAGAAGUAUGAGAGUGGUGUGAGACUUGUUGAGCUUGCCAGGAUGUAUGGGAAAAACAAGUUGACCAUCGGUUCUAUCCUGUCAAAGAAAGAACAGAUCAAGGAAGCUGAUGUUGUGAAAGGUGUUAAUAUGCUAACCAAAAAAAGACCACAAAUAGUUGAAGAGGUUGAGAAGUUGUUGCUGGUGUGGAUCAAGGAUAAAGAGAUUGCAGGUGAUAGUGUUUCAGAGACGAUUAUUUGAGAAAAGGCAAGGAAGUUGCAUGCCCAUCUGGUACAGAAAACUCCUGGAACCAGUGCUGAUAGUGAAUUUAAGGCCAGCAGAGGCUGGUUUGACAGAUUUAAGAAGCCUAGUGGCAUACACAAUGUUACACAAAUAACCCGCACAUAAAAGAGAGAAGCUUACGACGACGUUUCGCUCCGACUUGGACCAUUGACAAAGUCAAUGUCAAUGGUCCAAGUCGGACCGAAACGUCGUCGUAAGCUUCUCUCUUUUAUGUGCGGGUUAUUUGUGUAUUGUUCCAGUCACGGUAUUGUGCCUUUUUGUUAUUUAUACACAAUGUUGUAAGACAUGGUGAGGGCUUUACCUGAAGUCCUCAUGGAGGGGGAUUCUCCUUCCAAACACUAACCCCAACUCCCUCUCUCCUCCUCCCUAUCUUCCAGAUGCCAUCGCCAAUCUUCAAUAAAGGUAAGUAAAAAUGUUAUGUUAUAUGUAUUACUAUACAUAAUUAAAAACUAUAGUACAGUGGACCCCCGCAUAACGAUUACCUCCGAAUGCGACCAAUUAUGUAAGUGUAUUUAUGUAAGUGCGUUUGUACGUGUAUGUUUGGGGGUCUGAAAUGGACUAAUCUACUUCACAAUAUUCCUUAUGGGAAUAAAUUCGGUCAGUACUGGCACCUGAACAUACUUAUGGAGUGAAAAAAUAUCGUUAACCGGGGGUCCACUGUAUUUGUUGUGUGUAAAACUGUAAUUAAUCUCUAUGAAAUGUAUUUUUUGUGUGAAUAUUUUUGGGUUUCUGGAAUGGAUUAAUUGUAUUUCCAUUAUUUCUUAUGGGAAAUAUUGCUUCGAAUUUCAGACUUUUCAAAUUUAGAACUAGCCUCCUGGAACGGAUUAAGUUCGAUUUUUGAGGUUCCACUGUACAUGGUAGAGUAGUAACUUUAUAAGCCCUAUAAUUGUACAUAAAAAUUCAUCAUUACUUUUUUUAAACCAAGAACUUGUUCAGUAUUUUACUCCUGGUCACACACACACAGAACAUACAUUAUAUAAAAAUUUUUAUGCAGCAGCAGUAUGUCAUCUCUGCCUAAAAAAUCAUAAGUUUGAAGAUCUUCUACAAAAUAGAUCUGAGAGUUAUGAAAUGAGAUUUAUGAAGUCAGACUGAAGACAUGUGGAAUGACCUUCUUGGUGGACAGGGAUGUUGCAGUGUGGAGGCUCAUUUGAACUGUGAUGUCCAUGCACUUCUGGCAAGGCAGUUAUUUAAUAAAUAAUUGGGAAUGUAUUUCCUUAUUGGGGUCACCAUACCUUAGUGGGAAAUGGCUUAAAUUGUAAAAAAUAUACACACACAGGUUGGUGAGAAAGACACUGCAGUGAGGCCUUUAUUACAAGGCUUUGUCCAGGAGUGUACUUUCCCUAUCAGCCAUAAAAUCUAGUAUUGAAUGAAAUUUUGUAAUAAAGGCCUCACUGCAGUCAAAGUGUUGGUCUCACUACCUAGCUGUUUACACCAUCAUGUGUCUGCAUAAAAAUUCAUUAAAGGAUAUGAGAAAAUACAUCAGGAAGCCACCCUGACAACUUCAGUAGGGUAAACAAGAAGCCACUGAAAGAAACUUAAAGAAAAAAUUGAUAUAGAAUGAGCACUAGAAAAUAUUUCUUCACAAAUAAGUGGUACUCUCAGGAAAAGGUGCCUAGAUGUCAAUGAGAGGCCCCUUGAUCCAAAGAGUUGGACUUGUCCUCCUCUUCCUUGGACCAAAAUGGAUUACCUCUGAUUCCCCUGGCACUAUACCUGGUAUGACCCCUGUAAGUUUAGUGUUUCCCCCAAAUAGAGGUAGGUAGAUGGAAUAAGAUUCAAGAGUUGUAGUGUGCUAUAAUGACUGAACUUUAAAAGGAAAUUAGAACAAAUAAAAUGCAGUACUGUACUUAAAAUAGGACACCACAAACAAUCAUCAUUCCACUUCUCUAGACUGUACAUAUGUAAUAAGUGAUCUCACAUAUCAAAGUUAAUGGAUGUGAUAAUUUAGAAUUUUCUCAGUCAAGUGUGUAGGUAAGGACAUAUGCACAGUUCAGGACAUACGUACAUGUAAAUGUGUUGCUGUCAAAAAUAGGGACACACACAUAUAUAAGUCAGUCAUAGGAGCAAUGGUAUCACCACUUAACAUCUGUGACAUUAUAUAAUUAAGGUGGUGGUGGCGAGAUGGGAAAACAUCUCUUUAACAUGGAUCAUUGCCAGAUGAUGACCAACUCAGGAAUUAAGCAACUGUUGACUUACCAGUACUCUAUACCUGUGGUUAAGCAUCUGCUGGCAUACUGGAGCUAUGUUUUCCACCCCAAUUAUACAACAAGGAAUGGCAUUUUUAUGCCCUAGAAUGAGCAUAGUACUACUGUAUACAAUUAGCAUAUAAUCAGAACUCAGACAUUCAUAUUAACUAUUAACAUAAUGUGGAACAUUGCAAGUACAAAAAUAGCUUCUAGAAACCAGCAAAAAUUCUCUUAGGACAAUAUCUCACAUUAAGUAAGGUCCUUAUGCCAAAUGCCAUACCAGUGGGGAAUCCACAUCUUAAAUCAUUUAAGAAGAUUCUUCGGUUCAGAGGUUUGCCACCAAACUACCUCAUGGAUUUUAACAUACAGUAAAAGGUAGAGGUUUUGACUUUGUGAAUAUAAACAGAGUAUCCAAGGUGUUUAAACAGGAGGGAGCAUGAUUGGAAACUGACAGAAUGAGCCAAAGACAUGUAAGAAACAACAACAUAAGGAAGAGUAUAGUGAGCAAGUGAAAUGCAUUUUAUGAGAUAUUGUGGUGAAUGCCAGACGUGAAUUAAUAUGUACAGUGUUUAAUAACCCAAGGGAUUAGGGAUGUAUCUUACUGAAUGA
Molecule: messenger RNA, 6093 nt
Organism: Cherax quadricarinatus
Lineage: Eukaryota; Metazoa; Arthropoda; Malacostraca; Decapoda; Parastacidae
Biological process (GO): central nervous system formation; innate immune response
Cellular component (GO): extracellular region
Molecular function (GO): growth factor activity; Toll binding
Source: RefSeq, a predicted model, not a curated record